This is a messenger RNA of Indicator indicator, 574 nucleotides long. It is a transcript of the gene RPS24, whose product is annotated as ribosomal protein S24. The transcript has 7 exons. The record is from RefSeq and is a predicted model, not a curated record. The coding region runs from base 48 to 443 and encodes 131 amino acids. Gene Ontology annotation, cellular component: ribosome. NCBI's taxonomy places the organism in Eukaryota, Metazoa, Chordata, Aves, Piciformes, Indicatoridae. Gene Ontology annotation, molecular function: structural constituent of ribosome. Gene Ontology annotation, biological process: translation.
GGUUCUCCUUCCUUUUCUCGUUCGGUGGCAAAGAGGCGGUAGCAAAGAUGAAUGACACAGUGACCAUCAGAACCAGGAAGUUCAUGACAAACAGACUUCUUCAGCGCAAGCAGAUGGUGAUUGAUGUUCUGCAUCCUGGGAAGGCCACAGUCCCCAAAACAGAAAUCAGGGAAAAGCUGGCAAAAAUGUACAAGACAACCCCUGAUGUAAUUUUCGUCUUUGGCUUCAGAACUCACUUUGGUGGUGGCAAGACAACAGGUUUUGGCAUGAUUUAUGAUUCUCUGGACUAUGCAAAGAAAAACGAACCAAAGCACAGGCUUGCUAGGCAUGGUUUGUAUGAAAAGAAGAAGACCUCUAGAAAGCAGCGAAAGGAACGUAAGAACAGAAUGAAGAAAGUUAGGGGCACAGCCAAGGCAAAUGUUGGCGCUGGCAAAAAGAAAUGAAGUAUCUAGCAGUAAAUGAACAUACUUCAGAUGGAAAAUGGAUAACAGAUUACGCAAUUCUAUGAAGAAGCGUAGUGUUAUUCUGGGAAGACGUGUGUCAUCUGGCUUUAACAUCAAAUAAACCAUGUCAA